This is a messenger RNA of Varroa destructor (honeybee mite), 4361 nucleotides long. RefSeq lists its product as uncharacterized. The record is from RefSeq and is a predicted model, not a curated record. Lineage: Eukaryota; Metazoa; Arthropoda; Arachnida; Mesostigmata; Varroidae. Gene Ontology annotation, molecular function: [heparan sulfate]-glucosamine 3-sulfotransferase activity.
UACUUACCUCUUGCUGCCAACAUGCGCGAAAUCCAUUUCUGUGUGAACAGAAGCUCGACUUUUCAUCGGGAUCGCCGUAUAUCUAUAAUGGGUUGAAGGAUCAGGAAGUAUGGCGUACCAGCAGGCGCGACGUCUCUUUCUGCUGGCCUUAUCAGCGACCUGUUUCGUGUUGCUGCACGUGUUGCUCUUACAACAGCAGCCGAUGCCUCCGUCGCCAGACUACACAACACGUCUUUCUAUCGGCCCCCCGCUCACCAGCAGGAUUGAUGUUUUAAGCAACACUUUUUACGUGCCGCCGGCCUCACCGCCAGCAAUUCCCACUUCGGUGUCGGGGUCAGAAUCAGCAGCUGCUUCCGGUGGAGGAGGUCUUCAAAAUGGAAUGGACAUUGGUGCAAGAACAAAAGACAGUGGUGCAGCUGAAGGACUAAGGGCCGUCGACACCAAAACCAAAGACAGUAAUAUCAACUACAAUAUAGAGAAAGAAGACAAAGCUAUCGUUGAAAACAGAAGCCUGCUUCAGCAGUCAGCACGAGUAGCUGCCAAUCUGAUAUUGCCAAAAGAUAAUGGAGUUGCCGGCAGCAGCAAUGCUUAUCUGACAUCAUCCUUAACCUUGCAAACGAAGUCUUUACGCCAACAUCCAGAGGACAACUUCCGGGAUGAAAGUAGUCACCGUGACAAUAUGAACCGCAUCAGCGACAACAAUAAGCAGGCCACACAAGCGACACCCACGCCGCCGCUCAAUGAGUCAGUACCCGCAUCGGUUCUUCCGCAGGUCGGUUCUUCGACAGGAGUUGUCGAAUUGCCGUUGGCAGUAGACUCCGGGGGUAGUGAAGGAGGUAUUGAAAGCGUGGGAGUGUCGGAAAACUCAAGUGCUAUUAACGCUAUUGCACAAUCCAGCUCUGUCAUUCAGACGACGAUACCACCACUUACUGGAGGUGUCAAAAGGCUACCCCAGUGCAUUAUCAUUGGCGCUCGUAAAGGAGGCACACGGGCCCUUCUAGAGUUUUUAAAUCUACACCCUGCAAUCGAAAAAGCCACUGACGAAGUCCACUUCUUCGAUGAUGACUCAAAGUAUCGAUUAGGUCUCGACUGGUACCGGACGAGAAUGCCGUCAUCAACAGCAGAGCAGAUCACAAUCGAGAAGUCUCCAGCGUAUUUCGUAACUGAUCGGGUACCAGAACGCAUGUGGGCAAUGAAUUCAUCGCUUCGUUUACUACUCAUUGUUCGAGAUCCAGUGGUUCGACUAAUUUCGGAUUACGCGCAGUUAGCAGAGAACCGGCGAAUGCGUCGCGAAAGCGCACAUAAAGAUAGCAAAAAUAAGGUUCCGCAGUUUGAGCAGGUAGUUUUGACGGCAGAGGGCCGAGUGAAUACCGACUACCGGCCUGUUGGCACAUCAAUCUAUGCCGUCUACUUUCGCCGAUGGCUCGCCUAUUUCCCUCGGCGGCAAAUCCACGUCAUUGACGGGGACCGCCUUGUUCGAGAGCCCUUUCCUGAAGUGCAGAAAGUGGAGGCAUUUCUCGGUCUCGAAGCUCGGAUUCCGGAGGAGGUAUUUUAUUUUAACAAGACGAAGGGCUUUUAUUGCGUGCGUACUCCAGACGACGUUCAGGAUCACUGCCUAAACGAGAGUAAGGGACGUAAACACCCAAAAGUCGCUCCAGCAGUCAUCUCUCGUCUUCGAGAAUUCUACGCCCCUUUCAAUCGAGAAUUCUAUUCUUUGGUCGGGCAUGAUUUUGGCUGGCCUGAACUAUAGCCAGUGAGACUUCUAGACCAUUUAACCAUCUUCAAUCAGCCUGUUAGCGGUUCCACGAUCCGACUUCAUCAAAUCCUCGGGGAUGUUCGUUUUGGAUUGUUGAACAACUUUUUACAACUCAACUGCAUCCAGACAAUAGACGCUUCUUCAUUAACGGCAAUAAAAAAAAACUAGUCCCCUUUUUAUUAGAUAUGUAAUUGUAUUGGUUUUUGAAUUGGGGCCAAUUCAUGCUUAUGAAAAUGCCCUUAAUAAUAAUUAACAGAGCCAAUAUUGAUCUCCCCUGUUCGAAUUAUUGCUUCAGUUCUGCUGCUGCAACUCAAUCGAACGGAAUCGCAAAGAUCGAUGUAUUUUGUUCUAAACUGUCGUAAAACCAUAUUCUUACUGGUACGCUAUAUUUGCGUAUUUGUGCACAUGAGACUCUUAUACUAUCAUGCACUACAAAGGUAGGUGCGAUUCGAAAAUCUCGAACUGAUAGGAGUAAUUUGUAAGCAAACUUAUGAAGUCAUCGAAAGCGCGCUCGCGAAAGGUUGACUCUAUCAGAAAAUACCUCUAAAAAGCCCAUUCAACGUUGAUUAGACCGGUUAAUUGCUUUGGGCAAAUCGGUUUUUCCAAAGUCGUAGAGUGCCGUUAUUGUAUACGGAACCAACCUGAUUCUAUGCCCAGUGGCAUCAUAGCGCCACAAAGACAUACAAAACCAGUCGCCCUAUCGAUACGCAACUCAUGAGUGAGAUAAACAGUGAGAUCUACAACUUCAAACAUACUGUAUAUACCAUAUAUAUAUAUAUAUAUAUAUAUAUUAUAUAUUACAUAUGAUAUAUGACAAUCACAAAAAUGGUUUAUAAAACAGCAUUAUGGAUACCAUUAUAGAGUACCAGUGAUGAAGCUGUGUUAGCCUCAUAGUAAGAUCCACUAGUGAGAUUUAGAUUAACCUAGCAAAUAAAUUAAGUCUAUUUUGAGAUGGUGUUCAGUGACAAAUCAUUAUGAAACAUAAAAGAUGAGAUUAAAAAAAGUCGAAAACAAAGGAAGUAUGAGCGACGCUCACGUGCUACCUACUGAAAUUAUCCAAUAGAUGAAAUAGCCGGAACGAAACAAUUCACAAAGAAAUGCGACGAUUAUUGGAAAAUGGUUAUUAUCGCGUGCUUUAUGGUUAAUGAUCCGGCACGCUGCGGUAUUACAUGAUAGAAAAAAAUGGCGGUAACACAAAGUGGCACGAGAUGUUGACAAUGGUGGUCAUGAAAAAGAUGACAACGUGGAGAGGGUUGAGGAUACCGUUGAGGGAAGAACCUAGAAUUUGAUACGAAACGAAAAAUCGUUGUAUUUACUGAGCGGGCAAAAUCAUAGAAAAAUACGAUGAAUGAAGGAUAUCAUACAUGGUGAUCAUUAAGAAUGAGGUUAAUACUUAUGAUACUAGCAACAACAAAUAUUGAUAGUGAGAUAUUAUAUAGUGACAAUGCAAGGGGGAAAGAUAUUUAAGCAUCGGGUUGUUUCAACUGCUCAUGUAUAUAUGGACAGUAAUGAACAUAUAUAUAAAGAUGGUAGGAGAAAAUAACACGCAGUAUAAUACGCAGAAUCCAGUAGAUUUCAUUGGGAAAAGAAAUCCAAUUGUGUAUAUAUACAACAAUCACAUGAAGAGAUUGAAAGACGGAAAGAAUCAGUAGGCGACUAGCAGUUACAGUCAAGCAACACAGGGACGCCAACUACCGAAAGUUCUUGCCUUCAGUAUUAUUAAUAAUAAUAAUAGUAGCAAGAACAUGAUCAUAAUUACUAGUUAGUUUUAAAAAAAGUAAGAAUGGUUCCUACAUGUGGCGUUGAGCGGGAGCUCACUUAUCUGAUAAAUUAGCAAAUAUUUCUGCUUAUGCUUCUAAUAGGCAUAAGGUUUUUAAACAUGAAAAGUAAUAGUAUGUACGUACGUACGUAGCAAUUGGCGGACUAAGAAGCGAUACAAUGAGACUUUUUUCCGUUUUUAUUCAGCCAGCUGUAUACCUGGCGACUGUAUACGAUGCGGUACACUCAUAUGUAAAAAAGUUGCACACGAACGUCGCAGGAGAUAAAGAAAUGCGUCUAAAUUGCUUGUUGACAUUCUAAAUUGUUGUCUUAUGGAGUCCCUUAUGGAUAUGACUUUUAACCGGCGGGAUGACAAACAUAAGCGAAGUACGUCUACAAGUAGUAACGUUUCUCUCGUUGUCUCUACCCAUGCAAAUUAUGAUAUAGUAUGAUGACCGAAUAAAGCAAUUGCCAAAAUCGUUUUCACGCAACUGUAUUCCACAGCGUCUGGGUAGCAACACGUACAUGAUCUUCGUAGCACUUGUAACGUUUCUAUGCUAAAUUCGAUAGCGGGCUGAAAAUCACAGACAUCCUAACCAGCCGUUCGACACAGUCUAUAUACUUGUAACAGGUAAAUGAUUCAGAUUCACAUUAGGUAAGGUUAGCGAAUGAACGGCGCUAUGUAAAUAUCUACAUUCCUACAAGAAGUUCUUCAUUAAAAAGUACGUGUUAAUGCUUCUAAGCUCAUUAUAUAGGGAUGAUAAACUAAAUAAUAUUGAGUGAAUUUCGAAAUCCCUAGGCAUAUUAGGCUUAUGGACAAAUCUCCAAAAAGUACGUACUGGUGUUG